AUGGCUGCAAAUGGGACAAAAUCCGAAGACUCACUUCGUCCCUACAAAACAACUAAAGAUUCAGCUUAUGCUAAUGAUAUAGAGCCACUAUAUACAAUACAAGAUGAAGGGUCUAAGUCUAAUCCAAUUUCAACAUUCAUUGACUCAUUCAAACCACUUGAAUUCGACGAAGAAGAAUAUGAGGUAUCAAACUUAACACCAACUGAAAGAAUUGAAAUAGCGACAGCAAGACAUCCACUUGCAAGAAAAUUAAAAUCAAGACAUUUACAAAUGAUAGCGAUUGGAGGGUCUAUUGGUACUGGAUUGUUUGUUGGGUCAGGAUAUGCACUCGCAAAUGGUGGUCCAGCUGCUGUGCUUAUUGGAUAUACCAUUGUUGGAUAUGCAUUGCUUUGUGUGGUGUUUGCAUUGGGUGAAAUGUCAGUUCAGUUCCCGGUAUCGGGAUCAUUCAACGCGUUUUUCUCAAGGUUUGUGGAUCCAAGUUGGGGAUUUGCUUUGGGGAUAAUGUACGCUUGUUCGUGGAUGAUUUCAUAUCCUUCUGAAUUGAUUGCUUGUGCAUUGACUGUACAAUAUUGGAAUACCGAAAUUAAUGGGGCUGUUUGGAUAGCUGUAUUCUGGUCAGUGAUAGCUAUCAUUAAUCUAUUUGGGGUCAAGGGGUUUGCAGAGGUAGAAUUUGUAUUAUCGCUUAUCAAAGUCCUAGCUGUCAUUCUAUUCAUUAUAGUGUCUAUUACUAUUAUAUGUGGUGUUGGAGAUCAAGGAUAUAGAGGAGGAAGAUAUUGGCAUGAUCCAGGUGCAUUCAAUCACGGUUUCAAAGGCGUAUGUUCAGUGUUUGUAAGUGCAGCUUUCAGUUUUGGCGGGAUUGAAUUGGUGGCCCUAACUGCUGCCGAGACUGAAAAUCCUCGAAAAUCAUUGCCAAAAGCUACCAAACAAGUAUUUUGGAGAAUCUUCAUAUUUUACAUAAUGACAGCUAUUGUCAUUGGUUGUCUCGUCCCUUAUACAAACCCACUUUUGUUGAAUGGAGACGGAAUUUCUGCAUCUCCGUUUGUGAUUGCUAUAACUGCGGGAGGUAUAAAUGUCCUACCUCAUGUCAUGAAUGCUGUUAUCUUGCUUGCAGUUGUCUCUGUCGGAAAUGCAUCGGUAUACGGUUUCAGUCGUUCAUUAUGUUCACUAGCUGCUCAAGGUCUCGUCCCUUCCAUUUUUGGUUAUAUUGACAAAGCUGGAAGGCCGAUUGUUUCAGUUGCAUUUAUAAAAGUGGUGGGAUUAUUGGGAUUCUUGGUCAUUAGUGAAAAUGAAUCAAUAGUAUUUACAUGGUUCUUCUCGGUGUGUUCAUUAGCAGCAUUUUUUACAUGGGCCGCAAUUUGUUUUACUCAUUUACGUUGGAGAUGGGCCCUUGAUGCACAAGGUAGAUCAUUGGAUGAAGUGGCUUUUGUUUCACCCAUGGGGACCUGGGGAUCAUAUUCUGGUCUAAUUAUAUUGGGAUUAAUUGUCAUGGGAGAAAUUUGGGUUUCUAUUUGGCCAAUUGGGUCUUCGUCAGCAAAUGUUGUUCAAUUUUGGCAGAACUGUCUUUCAUUACCAAUAUUGAUAUUGAUGAUUGUAGGUCAUAAAACCUAUUAUGGAACUUGGGGACAAUUGAUGGUUAAUUUGGAAGAAGUUGAUUUAGAUUCUGGUAGGAGUGAACUCAAUGUUGAGCAAUUGAAACAGGAAAUUGCUGAUGAAAGGGCAGAACUAAGAGAAAUGCCUCUCUGGAAACGUAUAUACAAAUUUUGGUGUUGA
Messenger RNA from Hemisphaericaspora subhashii, 1770 nucleotides. It is a transcript of the gene GAP4, whose product is annotated as Gap4p. Gene Ontology annotation, biological process: amino acid transmembrane transport. The coding region runs from base 1 to 1770 and encodes 589 amino acids. Lineage: Eukaryota; Fungi; Ascomycota; Pichiomycetes; Serinales; Debaryomycetaceae. The record is from RefSeq and is a predicted model, not a curated record. The transcript has a single exon. Gene Ontology annotation, cellular component: membrane. Gene Ontology annotation, molecular function: amino acid transmembrane transporter activity.